AGAAGUAUUUUUUUUGUGACUGUAAAGGUUUUCACAUCAGCUGCUUUCACAAAAGAAGAUUGGCCAGUUGCUGUCAUGGCUUGUUCUAAUUCCUUGGUUGUCGUCGUGGCUGGAUUUCUGUUGAUCCUACUGGCUUCUGGAGUGACGGCAGCCAAAGACGAGGGCAAAUCAAAAUUCAAGCGGAUAGUUUGCAACAAUAAUAAUAAUAAUAACAACAACAACAAUAACAACAAUAACAACAACAACAACAACAAUUGGGGAUUGGUAAAACGCGUGGUUUGUAACAGCAAUAACAACAAUAACAACAAUAACAAUAACAACAAUAACAACAAUAACAAUAACAACAAUAACGGUUAUGGACCGCUCCAGUUCACUUGCCCGUUAGGAAGGUCCGUCGGUGUUAUCACAGCUCAGUAUAGUCAAGCAAGUGGCGAUAGACGAUGGAUAUUUGAAUGCAAGGACAAUGUGGCGUGCAAGAUCGCAAAGUGGUCGAGUUAUGUUACUUUUUUCCAGGCAUCUUUCGAGUACGAGUGUCCUUAUGAUGGUUUUAUUACAGGUAUUAGCAGCAUUUACAGCAACAUUUACAAGGACCGCCGCUUCAAAUUCCAGUGCUCUCACAACCAAAACUACUCAAAAAAGAAGUGCAAAUGGAGUGGCUACUUGAACGACGCUCACACAAUUUUGGUGUUUCGUAGCAAGAGAAGAUAUUAUUUGUCAGGAAUCAAAAGUGAUUUCCUUCUCAAUGAUCGCCGCUGGAAGGUGAAAAGUUGCACACUGAAGUACAAGAAAUCUAAGAAGAACUAGUGAGCCACUGAAAGCCGGUUUGUAAAAGCACCGGUGGACGUGAAAAGCUCAGGAAUCAUGAGUUUACGAGUGAACAAAAACAGCUUUGAUUAACUAAGAUUUUAACUAAAUUUUACUCGCGGUGGAGCAAAACAACGUAUUUUUUGGUUGAUUACAUUUAGAAAACUAAGGUAUUGCAAUAAAGAAUAGGUGUAAUUAUGGAAAACACAAAGAAUGGGUUACAGAAAAGUGUGCUAGUUCUAUAAAAUAUCAUUUGUGAUCAACGAGGCUGUUUUUUACAUUAACUGUAGAAAUUCUCGCGCACUAAUUAGACAAGAACUAUUGUUAACAAGGUUAGAGAUGAUGAAAAUUACGUAUCAAGUACAGCAACGCUCGGAAAUCCUUAGCAGUCAAGAAAAAAUUACCCCGUAAAGACAAUUGCAAAAUUCUGAGAUUUGGACGGUAACUAACUUCCGAAUUUUAAGAACGGUAUACUGUAAUGUCCUCCCAUUUGUUACUAAUAGAAAAUGAUAACCCUUUUAAUAAAUGGAAGGUUUAUUUUGAACUCGCUGGGGAAUUAAAGAAUAUCUCAUGUCGAUAGAAAUGAAUUGGUAGGUGAUAUACGAUGUGUUCUUGAUUAUCCGCAAUUAAGUCUUAGAGGAUGUAUUUCUCAGCAUGUCCUUAACAGUGUGUCGAAUGUCUUUCACUCUCCAGCAAUAAAUGAUAGGAUUCAAAGAAGAAUUCAUAAACAUAAGUGAUCUAAAGUCAAGAAACAGUUCCUUCCAAAUUUGGUUGUUGUCAAAGAUUUCCUUAAAGAAUGUCCUGGAAAGAAGACCACAAUAAAAUGGUAAAUAACAAAUCAAAAACACAAAAUUUACAUAAAAUGAGCUGGCCGCGAAUUUCCUCAGCCUUAAGACAUUUGUUAAGUCACCAUUCUGUGUUGCUAGUGGUAAAUUUAAAGCGUGAAUCUUUUUUUUUUUUUAUGGACUCUUACUGCAAAGUAAAGUCUGGCGUUAAUAGCAGUCAAGAAAGUCAGGCAAAGACUCCAGAAGAUGAAUGUGAUGUUGAUAAGCUCGUUUAUGUUGUCAGUGAUCCAACAACAAAAGGGACGAAAUAAGAGCACUUAACACCCAUGAUAAGAUUGCCAGACGAAGAACUCGCUUGUGAGUCAAAAGUUCCUGAUAUCUGAGGUGAAGAUGAACAGCUAGGAAUCGGUCCAAGGUCAGACCCAUGAUACCCAGGAACGAAGCGUUAGCGAGUCCAGACUGGAUGAUCCAUAGCGCUUCGGUAUCCAUCUUCCGCGACACGUUUACAAUCCAUAAUGGCUGGGCAACAAAACCAACAGCAAGAUCAGAAAAGGCAAGACUCAGCAGCAAUGUCUUUAUAUUUUUUGGUAAAGAGGAAGUUUUCCUUAUGGCUCGAAUUGUUAUAAUGUUCAAAACGACACCUGUAAAUGCUGAAAAGGCGUUUAAAACGGCGUUAGUGAUGGACGAGGACACGGAUUGGACUUCAAUAACUACCAUUCUUCACUGAGCUAGAUAUAAUUCUCGAGACCUCAAAUGAUCUUUCAUAUGAAAAAUUCUGUGGUUAACGGUUUUCCUGCCGAUCUCAAACUGAAUAAACUGAUCUUAGCAUACAACCAGCUGUUUAAACGCUUUCUAAAUGCGUCCGCGUUGUUUUACACGAUUAGGUAAAGUAUUCGGUUGUGAAUUGUCGUCUGUUUUCCUAAUAAAACAAUUUUGUCGCUGGUGCGGAUAGGCCCUAAGCCGUCAAAAAUUGCACAAGUGCCAGAUCUCACACGUAUUUCAGGUGAUAAUUCGUGUCAGUUUCUAAAAUUAAGGAUAUGUUGUUAUACAUUUAAUUUGGCUAUUAAACUGACAUUUUAAACAAAUUUCAAUUUCAAACAUUUUAUUUAAGCUGAAAGCUUGUCAGUUGGAAGAUGCAUGUUUAACAUUUAUUACAAAGAGAUCAUAAUCUUUUGCCGGUAAUGCAUCUUUCAGAGGAGACAAUUAAGCCAAUUAUAAACUAAAGGACUGACAAUAUGGGGCACGAACAGUGCCUUAACAUUACUCUUAGUUUCAAUCUUGUAUCGUCAUAUGGUCCCUCGUUUCGGUUUCAAGCCUUUGUUGUCAUCUCGAUUGGCAAAGAGACUGAAACAAGGUAAAAAUAAACGAAAAACGAGGAAAAUUAGACAGUUAUACAUAUCUAUAAAAAGAUGAUAUUGAAAAAAUUAAAAAGCAACACAAAAAAAAGAAGGUAGAGCUCGUGUUUUGGGAAUCAGAUUUAGACCGAUUAUUAAAAAUAACGCCGUUCUUCUAGCUUCCAAACGAAUACUGAACAAAAGCUGUCACAACGCAAGACUAAGAAAGUUUUAGUAAUGUCCACAACGUCGAAGACACCGUCCACCGCAGCUGUGCAAGUCCGACGAAAUUAGAAUAAGUCAGACGGAUGAGUCAUAUUUCCAGUUUCAUUCUCAUAUCAUUUCCAUAAAAGCCUGUCAAAGUUUAGUUGGGUAAUUUUCAUUUAAUUUGUAGCAGAAGGCUGCUUUGCUGUUGUUAUGGGUAAUAACAUGAAUUCGAGUGUAACUUGGUACGGGCGAAUGCAAUUUGUAGACUGAAAAAUUUUAAAGUGUUUAUUUGCAAUAAAAUGAUUUCGAGUGCAAUUUAGUGAUAAGACCUACGCGCGCCACUUUUAAAGAAACCAUACAAAAUUAUUUAUCACUUUAAAGCUUAUUUACCAACGUUUUGCGAAAUUUGCUAGAAAUUUAUCAACGUUUUGCUUGAAAUUCCUUUUUGCCGCGCAGGGCAAGAUGCGAUGUCAACAAAAUAUGUAAUUCGAGA
This is a messenger RNA of Stylophora pistillata, 3623 nucleotides long. RefSeq names its product dermatopontin. NCBI's taxonomy places the organism in Eukaryota, Metazoa, Cnidaria, Anthozoa, Scleractinia, Pocilloporidae. Gene Ontology annotation, biological process: collagen fibril organization. The record is from RefSeq and is a predicted model, not a curated record. Gene Ontology annotation, cellular component: extracellular matrix.